GUUUCCCCUCCAAAAAUCCCCUAUCCCUCCCCCUCCUAUGUUUUAUAUUUUAAUUGAGUUCAAAUUACAGAUAUUUUAAAGGCACCAUGCUCAUUGAGUUUACCAUUUCAAAAGCCAUUUUAGUCUCCAUGAUGAGUACUAAAACCACUAAAAAUGUCUUUUGAAACUUUCCAGGAGUUUGCCUCAUACACCUGUGCAUGUCUGUUUUCCUUUCCUUUUUUUCUACUCGGCUGUGUAAUUUUUUUUUAAUUACUGCAAGGAUUCAAUUUCAGUAUGUAGCAGUAUUUACCCACUUCCUUCAUGCCAGCCUUCUCAAUAUUGUGUAGAGACUUUAGAAAAUAAACCAUGAGAUGACAAGCACACAGUGACAUUUAUUGUACACACAUUUCCCCAUCAUAUUCACAGGACAGAUUUCCUGCUGGUGGAUUUCUGUGCUAAGGUAUAUGAGUAUUUACAUUUCUUUACAUUUUUCACUUUACUUAAUAUUCAGCACCUGUAGUGGACCCCUUUGCCCUCAAGUUUGAGGCAGUAAGUCUCAGAAACUGCUACUUAUGGCUUUUAGCAAACUGUAGAUCUCUGCAAGUCACAGAUGUUCACACAUUCCCCUGUCCGAAUUUGCCUGCUUCAUGGAUUGGCUCUCCUCAAGUACAUAUUCACUAUUUCCCUGCUUUUAUUUCUUUUAUAUGUUUACAGCAAUUAGAUAAAGCAGAAUUUUUAUCCUUAGUUUUAAUGUACUUGAGUGACAAAAAAUAAUGUUUGACGUCUCUUCAGAACUGAGCUCAUCAACACAUGCAACUUUAAACAUCAAAAGUGAAAUCUGGAACAUUGUGGCCAGAGUAGCUUGGAUGCUAUCAUAUAAAAGGCCUUGGAGGCAGGGUAGCAUAGUUGACAAGCCAUUUGGACCUAUUUAUAGAGCUGACUUCUUUUUGCAGUGUCAACUGUAACCUUACACUUAUUUUAAGCCUCAGUAUCUCGGAUAUCAGUCUCAACCUGCUGUACAGUUUACUCUUAUUUGAUAAAUCAGAGAGACCAAUGGAGCCCGCUGAAGAACCUGGUCAGAUUAGCAAAGAUAACUUUUUAGAAGUUCCUAAUCUGUCUGAUUCUGUGUGUGAAGAUGAAGAAGUUAAGGCGACCUUCAAGCCUGGCUUCUCCCCUCAGCCAAGCAGACGGGGGUCAGGAUCUUCUGAAGACGUGUAUCUGGAUACUCCAACUUCAGCUUCCCGGAGAGUUUCCUUUGCUGACAGCCUUGGAUUCAGCCUUGUGUCUGUUAAAGAAUUUGAUUGCUGGGAAUUACCAAGUGUUUCAACGGAUUUUGACUUAAGUGGGGAUGUUUUCCACACAGAUGAAUAUGUUUUAUCUCCACUGUUUGACUUGCCUUCUUCAAAAGAAAGGCUUAUGGAACAACUUCAAGUCCAGAAAGCAGUGUUGGAGUCUGCUGAACACCUUCCCGGGACAGGUGUGAAGGGCAUUAUUCGAGUUCUGAACAUUUCUUUUGAGAAGUUAGUGUAUGUGCGCAUGUCAUUGGAUGACUGGCAGACACAUUAUGACAUUUUAGCAGAAUAUGUUCCUAAUUCGUGCGAUGGCGAGACUGACCAGUUCUCUUUUAAGAUUUCAUUGGUUCCGCCUUAUCAAAAAGAUGGUGGUAAAGUGGAGUUUUGUAUACGCUAUGAAACUUCUGCUGGUACAUUUUGGUCAAAUAAUAAUGGCACAAAUUAUAUAUUGGUUUGUCAAAAGAAAAGGAAGGAACCAGAGCCUGUAAAGCCAUUGGAAGAAGCACCUAGUAGACAAAUAAAAGGCUGCUUAAAGGUAAAAUCAAGCAGUAAAGAAGAACCAUUGCUAACACCAGAAGAAAAUAAAUUUGAGACUUUAAAGUCCACAGAGUCCUACAUCCCAACAAUCAUUUGUUCUCAUGAGGACAAGGAUGACUUGGGAGCCAAUCAUCAAAAUGUAAAGGAUACCAACAGGAAGCAUGACGAACAUAAUGGAAAAGAAUUAGACUUGAUGAUAAACCAACGGUUAAUAACUUCCCAGGAUGAAAAGAAUACAUUUGCAACAGAUACAGUCAAUUUCACAAAUAAAGCUGAGGGGUCAGAGAAGAAGCAAGCUUACCAUGAAAUCGACACUGACUUGUUCAUGGGGCCUUUGUCUCCAAGUUUAUCAGCAGAAAGUUCCUUAAAGAGAGAUUUCUACCACAGCAGAAAGUAUUCCCCAGGAAAUGAAUAUGGUCAUCUACAUUCAGAGAAAAUUAUUUCAGAUAUGGGAGAAAAAGGGCCAUCACUGGGAGAUACUAGUUCUGAUGAGUUAAUGCAAUUGGAACUCUGCAGCAAAGAAGACCUGGAUGAUAAUGCCAACCCAGCCCAUGGGAGUGGCAGAGUGUGUUCUUCCUUUGAUCAACUAAGGGCAUGUGGUCUCAAGAAUAAUGACGCAGGAAUCAAGAAAAUUGGAAUAACAGAUUACAAAUAUUCACAUGGAGAUUCCAUAAAACUGGAAGAAUCAAAUGCAUCUUCCAGAGAUGAUUAUGCCAAAGUCGAUGAUAAAAAGGAGAAGCAAACAUGCUUAGGUGUUAAUGAAAACCCAAGCAAGAAUUUUCAAUCAGUAUUCCAGACCCAAGAGGGACAAAUGGGGUACCCAAAAAUAAGCACUGAAGGAGAUAAAGCUAAGAACCAAGACUUGACAACUCUACUGAGCAAAGAUACUACAGAUAACACGUGGGCGGCGACAGUAGAUCCCUGUCCUUCCACAAAUACAAAAACGAGUUGGAGAGAAGUUGGAAGUGGUAGCACUUUAGAACCAGGAACUAGUGAUCUUAGUUCUCCAAGGAAUUUCAACCUUCUGACUGAUGAUCAUCUCUUUCAAGCUGACAGGGAAAACUCAGACUGUAGCAAUCCUGGAGAUCAGGAUAUGAACACACAGCAUAGAAAAAAGUGGAAUGUUCUGGAAACUCAACCAGAAACAAGUGAGACUGAAUCAAAUAUAGCCAAGCAUACCACAGAACAAGCAGACUAUAAAGACGUGUGGGAAAAAAGAGAUAACGGUAACAAUCUGAAAGCUACUCCUACAGAACAAUUGUUUACCUGCCGAGAGAGAAAAUGCUAUGAACUGUCUUCUCUAGCUGAUCAUGGUAUUACUGAGAAAGCACAAGCAGUUACAGCUUAUAUAAUUAAGACAACAUUAGAAAGUACUCCAGAAAGCGCGUCUGCUGGAGAAAAAGCAAUAAUUGCUAAGCUACCUCAAGAGACAGCACGAAAUGACAGGCCCAUCGAGGUAAAAGAAACAGCGUUUGAUCCACAUGAAGGGAGGAAAGAUGAUUCACAUUAUUCCCUUUGUCAUGGAGAUACAGCAGGUGUAAUCCAUGACAAUGAUUUUGAAAGGGAGUCACAUUUAGAUAUUUGUAAUGUAUGUGUAGAUGAAACGAAGAAGGAGAAAACCACAUCCACGUCCUCUCCUCGGAAGACAUAUGACAAGGAGAAACAUGGAAUUGGAAGUGUAACAUCUAUAGACGAACCUUCACAGGUCAUUACAGGCAAUCAAAAAGCUACGUCAAAACUGGAUUUACAUUUGGGAGUGUUACCAACAGACAGAACAAUAUUCCAGGCAAAUGCAGAUCUUGACCUGCUUCAAGAAUUAUCAAGGAGAACAGACUUCAGUGCUGUUCACUCCGCAUUUAACUCAGACACUGCCGGCGCUUCUCGGGACAGCUCUCAAGUUUACAGACGCUGCUCUAAAAAACCAGUACCUUCUUACGGUGAAGAGAAAGCAGUUACUAACACAAUCCUCCAGUCUAUUCCUACCAAAUCAGAAUAUAAUUGGUACCCAGAAAGUGAGGUCUUGGGACAUGCCAUGUCUAAACCUGAAGAUGUUUUCAAACAUUCAGAAAUAAUGAAGUCAGGUAGUGGAGGAGAACAAGGCGAGGGUCCGAUUCUCCAACGAAAAGAAGGUAACUUGGAAAACUCCCAAGGCCCGAUGAUUUUAAUCAAUGAGCCUCUUGAGAAUCUGGAUGAAGCAAAUUCUGAAAAUGAAGGGUUAACGCGUUCUGGACAGUCACAGUGUUAUCUGGGUGACAAAGGAUCAGUGAGCUCUGCUUCUACUACUGUCCCUACCCAGGAACUCGAAGCUCAAGGCAGGGAGUCUCUGCUUUCAAUAUCCACCAACUCUAAAAUACCGUAUUUCCUUUUGUUUCUGAUAUUUCUUGCAACUGUCUACUACUAUGACUUAAUGAUAGGCUUGGCAGUCUACCUUUUUUCAUUGUACUGGUUGUACUGGGAAGGGAGGAGGCAAAGAGAGUCUGUCAAGAAAAAGUGAGCUUGGCACAGUUGCUAUUCUCUCUUGAAAGAUAAGCUAUUUAGUCCCAAACAUUUGGAAUGGCAGGAGAGACUAUUCAUUGUUCAAAGAGUCAGUGCAGUUUUUCUCUUGAAGGAUCAUUUAAAAAGGAAUGCGUAUGAAGUUUGCUCCUUCAUAUAAGUAAUUAUUCUAUAUAGGACCAUUAUGCUUGGAUCAUUAAAUACCUAUAUGAAUAUGAGAUGUGAAGCACGUCAAGUUGGAAUUAGGUACAGCUGUUGCUCCUUAGCAGGCUGUGAAGUUGAAAUGCUUCAUGUCUCUUCACUAUUUAAAGUGCGAUUUCCUGCAUUCAUUUAAUUCACAGUAAAGCUUUGGAUAUUUUUUUCCCUGAGAGUACUUUCCUCCUACGUUUUUAAAAAAUAGAUAAAACACGGAGAAAUAUUUUUUAUUUUAGUCCCUAGAAUUAGCCAUGAAAUUUUCAUUUAGCACUGUGUCCUCUUUCAGCACAUAUUGAUAGAUCAAAUAUUAAAAUUUCUAUUUAUGCCUUUAAGAAAAUACCCAAUGUACAUUGCAAUAUAAAAACUUAAAUUUGAAAUAUAUUUUAUGCACACUAACAUUAUACUUCAUGUGCAUACCAUUGUAUUUCUUUGUACCUAUGAUGUCAGGGUUUUCAUACACCAAUUCUAAGUUUUUUAUUUUUAUUUAGUUGAAUGGGUGGACUGUCACACAAAUGAACAAUUUUAAUGUUAAGUGUUGUCCAGACAUGAAAAUUCUAACAUUCUAUCAUCAUUGUUUCAAGGUGACUUUGCACCUACUUUGCAGUUCUUAACCUGUGGGUUACAACCCCUUUAGAGGCUGUAUAUCAGAUAUUUCUGUUAUCAUUCACAACAGUGAGCAGAAUUACAGUUAUGAAGUAUAAACAAAACAAAUUUAUGGUUGGGGUCACCACAACAUGUGGGACUCUAUUAAAGGGUGACAACAUUAGGAAGGUUGAGAACCACUGUUAUAGAACACAAGGCCUUAAGUAAUAAUAUAAUAGAUGCUAAAAUGGUUUGUUCUUUCUGGUAGUUCCUCUGUUUUAAUUAGUUGUUAAUAUUUUCUCAUAGUAGGGAGGUGAAUUGCAUCCUGAAUAAACUUACAGAACAAACUCCUUGACUUUGACAAUACCCAUUUUGUCAUAUUUGGGUUAUGAGACAAUCACUCAAAACUUUAAGCAGGCAAAAUAUGUAUAGUUGGAAGCAUACUGAAAACGAAGUGACCAUAGACUAUAGCAGUGAUUUUAGCUACUGUACUUAUAGGUAAAGGUAUGAAAUAAUGGAGCAUUUUUAGUUAAGUGGAAAUACUGUCAAGAUUCAUACAAAAUCUAUUUCAGCAAUUUUGUUGAAUAAUUGUAAUAUACAAAGCCCCGUGCUAUUCUAUGGAGGUCAUUAGAUAAACUGAAUAUAUGGAUACCUGUAUAUAGCAAAAUAAUAUAUUUUAAUUGGCUUGGAGUAUGAAAAAUGUCACAGAGAAGGAUUCUAUUGAAUGGUUAUCUUUCAUGGAAAGUUCUUUCAGGAAAAGUUCAACAGAAAAUAGUAUGAUAUUUUUAUUUACUUAUAACUAUAAAAUUACAUAUCAUCUCAUAUAUCUCACAUAUAUAUAUUUACAAGAAAAUAAAAAUAUUUAAAAUGACUCAUUUAAUACUUAGUGAUUUGCUAAAAUUUCUUUAUGUGCAUAACUAUUUCGCAAACUUGUAAUUGCAUGCUUUUCUCAAGGCUCCUUGAAAAUGAGUCAUUGGCUUUAGCUUUUUAGUUGACCAAAUGCAAACAUCCUGAAGUAGAAUGCAGGUCAAAUAUUUGCUUUUUGAGAAGCAUACUUCUAUCAAAUACAAGUGGAAUUCCUUUAAGCAGUCCUUAGAAAUUAUCUCUAAAAUUGUUGCCCUCAUAUUUUGUUGUCAGGACUAAGUUAAGUUGGAGUUAAAGUUAGCAUUCCACCAGCUCUUUAUGGCUUAGAGGUUUUUCUUAAUUCUAUGUUUUAAGAGUUCUAGUCAACACAGCUUAUCUCUUUAAUGUAAAGGGCACUGUUUUAUGAGCACAGGUGCCCAAACCAGAAUUCUUCCCUUAGAUGAUCAGUGUAACUUCCUUUCCUCUUCUAUUUGAUUUCUGUUAAGAUUAACUCACCAAAGGUACUCAUGCAUUUGUAAUAAAAUAGGAACAAGCUUCAAAGGAUUUUGAACACUAUUUAGUUGUGUGUUUCUUUGAUGCAAAGAAAGAAAUACUGGAUUGAACUGACUUUUCAAACAUUACUUAUAGGACUUCAAAUAAAGGUACAAGGACAUUUGAAAGGACUGCUCUAUGAGGAGCUUGAGCUUGUCAGUCUCUUUUGGUCACAUCUCUAUGAUGACUAAGAAUGAGUGAUAGGAUGAAUUUGUAGCCUCUGCCAAGAAGGACUUGGCUAUAGACCAUCUUAGUAAAAGCCAAUUUUUUUUAAUUUUUUUUUUUUUAUCCAUAGCUGCCAGUUUCACAUCUCACCACACUUUGACAAUGGGCAUAAUGAGGGUAUAGCAGAGUAAUUACCAAUGAGGAACUUUACAUAUGCCAUUCUUAUUUUAAAUAAGAAAUAUGAUUUAAUCGUUGCCAUCUUUUAUCUUUUUGGGGUUCUCAGUCUUAGACACAAACCUCUAAAAAUUAAACUGGGAAGUUUAGUAAUGUUAUGUAAUACAAACAAUUGUCUUUUUAAGAACUCUGACUUCUAGACGCUAUCAACAUCACAAUAGAAUUCUCAACCAGAAUAAAAUGACUCAGUGGUUUAUAUCUACUCUUCAACAUUUAGGAAUGUUGGGUCAGUAGGACUAUAUUUUCUUGAGGAGCUCUAAUACGUGGUUAGUAAAUUUUUCAAGGACUAUCUAUAUUCAAAUAUUUGUCACUAUUUUGUCAAAACAGGACGUUCUUAUACCUCAUCUUACACCAGUAUUCUGGUUAAGUGAAAAUAUUUUAAAUGGCCAGGCCAAAUAUGGGGAAAUAAGUAAGAUCUUUUAUCUCUAUCCAGUGAUAGUUAUAGAGCUUUUAAAAUAUUUUUGUUUUACAGUGGUGGAUGUUAAUCCCAUUUACAUCUAAAUUAAGUAAGAAGCUAACGAAACAGAACUAGGGAAAAUAUAGGAGUUGAAUCUACUUAUCUCCUUUAAGCUACAGGCUUUUCUUUUAUGUGUCCAUUGAUUCUGGAAAUGACUUCACAAUAAGGACCACCUUUUGGUGUUAACCCUGUCUUAAGUAGCUCCUUGCCAGGCACCUCCUCAGUUGUGAAUCUCUGAAGAGAUCAGCUAAAAGGGUUACUGUUAUUCAAUUGAUUAACCAGGUUUGCUUUUGUAAUUUUUUUUGGAAAUUUUAUAAUAAAAAUCUUGUCCGCACAACUUAAUUUCCAUCAUUUGAAACAUGUUUGAUCAAUAUUCUACUGUUUUUACCACAGGACUCAAACUUUAAAAAUUAUAAAUUGGAUUUUAAAGAAGCUUCCAGUCUAGCUUGGAAUGUACAUGUAUUUUGAAAUAAAUUGUUCUAUUGUUGUUUGCUAAAACCUUAUUAAACAAAUAUUUAAAAUAUUAAUCUAUUUUAAAAGUUCAAUAUUUUUAUUUUAUAUUAUUUUAAUAUGUGGCAAAUUAUACACAGAACAUUGGUUUUUCAAAAAUUAAACAGUACAUUGUGCAAAACCUUAAUAAAAAUUUCCCCAUGUCUUUUUUUACUGUAUCCAAUGUUUGUAAAUUGCCAGGAAAAUAAAGUAAGACGUCAAGAACAGUAAAGGAUUGUGGAAUCAUUUUGACUUAGCUAUGGACCUUAUUUUACAGUAGCCUGUGAUAUCUAAUUAAAUUAUUUCUCUGGGUUGA
Messenger RNA from Mus pahari (shrew mouse), 8134 nucleotides. It is a transcript of the gene Ppp1r3a, whose product is annotated as protein phosphatase 1 regulatory subunit 3A. Gene Ontology annotation, molecular function: protein phosphatase 1 binding; glycogen binding. Gene Ontology annotation, cellular component: protein phosphatase type 1 complex. Lineage: Eukaryota; Metazoa; Chordata; Mammalia; Rodentia; Muridae. Gene Ontology annotation, biological process: regulation of glycogen biosynthetic process. The coding region runs from base 1033 to 4302 and encodes 1089 amino acids. The transcript is spliced from 4 exons. The record is from RefSeq and is a predicted model, not a curated record.